AUGCUUGCGGCUCUCUCACCCCUUCCGACCUCGGGACGGCCGGCAGCCUGCGUGGCGCUUCGGCGCCUGGCGGUUCCGCUGCGGGGCUUCGCCUCACGGAGGCACGGAGCCGCCCCGAACGAGCCCCAGAAGCCGGAACGAGAAGAAAAGGAGAAGAAGCAGGAGAGGGCCCCCGAGGCGGAAGCUUCCCAGGAUUCGCUCAGUUGGGGUCAGAGCUUCAUCAUGCUGGGCGCUGCCCUCCGAGGUGCUGCCUUCGCACCGCGGCUGGCGGCCGUCGCGCCGGCUCUUCGCUUCGCCGGGCCCGGGGCGGUGGCAGUGGGCGCAGUAGUUUCCGUCUAUGAGAUUGGCGGCUGGCGCCUGAUAGCUGCAGUGCCUUCCACGAUCGGGCUUGGCUGGUGGGCUUCCAACCUCAACGAAUCCAGGUUCGAGGAAAACUUCAAGAAGGGUGUGGUGGCACAGCUCAGCUCCGAGCAGCCAGACCUGCCCGAAGACCUUGUGGCUGCCGUCCAGUCUUCCACGCUCCGCAAUUACGAGACGAACCGCUGCCGCCUGGAUGCGGAGACGCGCAGUGAGGGCGAGGGCUGGCGGAUUGAGAUCUUGGCAGAUCGGAGCAGCUUCAUGUCCAGCUGGAAGGCGACUUCCAUCAAGGUCAUGAAGGGGCGGGCGACAUGGACCAGCCCGGGCGCAGCCCUGCAUCCGCAGACAAGGAGCUGGGACCCGACGGCACCGCCCAUGCGGUGGACACUUCUUUGGCAGGGGUCCGGCCUGCCCAGCUGA
Symbiodinium sp. CCMP2592 is the source of this 777-nucleotide messenger RNA. The record is from the annotation of a GenBank genome assembly. NCBI's taxonomy places the organism in Eukaryota, Dinophyceae, Suessiales, Symbiodiniaceae.